AUGUCCGAUACAGAGGAGUAUACUUCCCCGGCCGCCAUUUUCUUGCAAGAGGAAGUCACUCGACUCGGUACAUCCCCAGGCCUUCGAGCGCUUCCGGCAGGCCCCAUACGCGACUUGAUUGUUUUCAGCUGGGGCCCACUCAUCUAUCGAACUUGCUAUACACCUGAAACGAAACACAUAAUUCCUAUUUUCUUGCGCUGUUUGAAUAAUGCCGUGAGCAAAUCCCUAGGUCAAACGCUCACAGGCUCAAAAGAGGAGCUUGACGCACUGAUAAAAAGCUAUUCCUCCAAAAUAUUCACAGCCCACGGAAAAUACAAUGGUCUCGAUGAAGAUGGGAGCUACCCAGUCGACUCCGAGUCUGCCUAA
Messenger RNA from Penicillium pulvis, 366 nucleotides. RefSeq lists its product as uncharacterized. Bases 1 to 366 code for a protein of 121 amino acids. Lineage: Eukaryota; Fungi; Ascomycota; Eurotiomycetes; Eurotiales; Aspergillaceae. The record is from RefSeq and is a predicted model, not a curated record. The transcript has 2 exons.